Molecule: messenger RNA, 1809 nt
Organism: Athalia rosae (coleseed sawfly)
Lineage: Eukaryota; Metazoa; Arthropoda; Insecta; Hymenoptera; Athaliidae
Product: tubulin beta chain
Exons: 2
Coding region: 403-1698 (431 amino acids)
Biological process (GO): mitotic cell cycle; microtubule cytoskeleton organization
Cellular component (GO): cytoplasm; microtubule
Molecular function (GO): structural constituent of cytoskeleton; GTPase activity; GTP binding
Source: RefSeq, a predicted model, not a curated record
AUUAGACGGGUAGGCAUAAUAGAGCUGGUUAAAUCGUGGCUGAUAUUCGUACGAGGGGGUAUGACAUGUGCCCAGUGUUUCCGUAAUACUGUAAUAUAAUUAUCUAGAUUAUAGCAAGCGACAAUAACAGCUGCUAGAAUGGCCUUGCACCUAAAUUGCGUUACUCUCUCUCUCUCUCUGUCACACGGGAUUAUAUUAUGUGAAUAUUAUGUACAUACACGGGUAUACGUCGUACGCGUAACGAUUGCGCUACCAAAUUAAACCGCUGAAGAAUUUUUUUUUUAUUCACCGCUUUUUAGAGUCGAGAGUUUCCCAAUUCUUCGCGGCGUCGUUGCGACAAAGUGAACUUCUGUUGAGCGAAACACGAGUGAUACGAAUAAUUCGUCUCUCAGAGAUUGAGAAAUGUCGACAUUCUGGGAGGUAAUAUCCGACGAACAUGGAAUCGAUCCAACGGGAACGUACCACGGCGAUUCCGACUUGCAGUUAGAGCGUAUAAACGUUUAUUACAACGAAGCGACGGGGGGUAAAUACGUGCCGCGAGCCAUCCUGGUGGACCUUGAACCGGGAACAAUGGACGCGGUGCGUUCGGGUCCAUUUGGUCAAAUAUUCCGCCCCGACAAUUUCGUGUUCGGUCAAAGCGGUGCCGGAAAUAACUGGGCGAAAGGUCAUUACACGGAGGGCGCGGAACUGGUCGACUCAGUUUUGGAUGUCGUAAGAAAGGAGGCCGAGAGUUGCGACUGUCUGCAAGGUUUCCAGCUGACGCAUUCCCUCGGCGGUGGAACGGGCGCCGGAAUGGGAACGUUGCUGAUAUCGAAGAUACGCGAGGAAUACCCCGACCGCAUAAUGAUGACGUUCAGCGUCGUUCCCUCGCCAAAAGUAUCGGACACCGUCGUCGAGCCCUACAACUGCACACUUUCGGUCCAUCAACUGGUCGAGAAUACCGACGAAUCUUACUGCAUCGACAACGAGGCGUUGUACGACAUUUGUUUCAGAACGCUGAAACUGACUACACCGACCUACGGUGACCUCAACCACCUGGUCAGCGCUACUCUGAGCGGGGUCACUACCUGCUUGAGAUUUCCCGGUCAAUUGAACGCCGAUUUGAGAAAACUGGCGGUGAACAUGGUCCCCUUUCCUCGGCUACACUUUUUCAUUCCCGGAUUCGCGCCCCUGACGUCACGAGGAUCCCAACAGUACCGAGCGCUCACCGUCCCCGAAUUAACUCAGCAGAUGUUCGACGCGAAGAAUAUGAUGGCUGCGUGCGAUCCGAGACACGGGAGAUACUUGACGGUGGCCGCCGUUUUCCGAGGACGUAUGUCGAUGAAGGAAGUUGACGAACAGAUGCUGAACAUUCAGAAUAAAAAUAGUUCGUAUUUCGUCGAAUGGAUACCCAGUAACGUGAAGACGGCGGUUUGCGAUAUUCCGCCGAGGGGGUUGAAAAUGUCCGCAACGUUCAUAGGAAAUUCGACGGCUAUACAAGAACUUUUUAAACGAGUUUCCGAACAAUUUACAGCGAUGUUCAGGCGCAAAGCUUUCCUACAUUGGUACACAGGUGAGGGGAUGGACGAAAUGGAGUUUACCGAAGCCGAAAGUAACAUGAAUGACCUCGUGUCGGAGUACCAACAGUACCAGGAAGCUACGGCCGAGGAAGACGGAGAAUUUGACGAAGAAGAAGAAGGCGAGGGGGAGGACAAAUAGAUCCCUUGACGGAAGGAAAAUGUCGUCGUCUCUUUUUUUUUAUUUCUCUCUUCAAAUCAUCGUGAUAAAAUCAUUGGAAAAUAUGAACCGAACUUCAAACUUUCGGUGGUU